AUGUCUGCACUUCGAAAGAAAUUUGGGGACGAUUAUCAGGUAGUGACCACCUCGUCGAGCGGCUCUGGGUUCAACCAGCCGACCGCGGAGAAGAAGAAGAAGAGGCAGCGCUUCGUGGACAAGAACGGACGAUGUAACGUCCAGCACGGAAACCUGGGGGGCGAAACGAGCAGAUACCUCUCGGACUUAUUCACCACCCUUGUAGAUCUUAAAUGGCGCUGGAAUUUGUUCAUUUUCAUCCUUACUUACACGGUGGCGUGGCUCUUCAUGGCUUCGAUGUGGUGGGUCAUCGCCUACAUAAGAGGAGAUCUCAACAGAGCCCACGAUGACAAGUAUACGCCAUGCGUGGCCAAUGUGUAUAACUUUCCAUCGGCGUUUUUGUUCUUUAUUGAGACAGAGGCUACUAUAGGCUACGGCUACAGGUAUAUUACGGACAAAUGUCCAGAGGGAAUCAUUUUGUUCCUUUUCCAGUCAAUUCUCGGAUCAAUCGUAGAUGCCUUUUUAAUUGGCUGCAUGUUCAUAAAAAUGUCGCAGCCCAAGAAAAGGGCAGAGACUUUGAUGUUUAGUGAACAUGCAGCUAUUUCCAUGCGAGAUGGGAAACUAACUCUGAUGUUUCGAGUCGGCAACCUGCGCAAUAGCCAUAUGGUCUCUGCGCAAAUUCGCUGCAAACUGCUGAAAUCCCGCCAGACGCCCGAAGGCGAGUUCCUGCCGCUGGACCAGCUGGAGCUGGACGUGGGCUUCAGCACCGGCGCCGACCAGCUGUUUCUGGUGUCACCGCUGACCAUCUGUCACGUGAUCGACAGCCGAAGCCCCUUCUACGAGCUGUCCCAGCGCUCCAUGCAGACCGAGCAGUUCGAGAUCGUCGUCAUCUUAGAGGGGAUCGUGGAGACCACAGGCAUGACUUGCCAGGCACGGACGUCCUACACCGAAGAUGAGGUUCUAUGGGGUCACCGCUUCUUCCCGGUCAUUUCUCUAGAGGAAGGCUUCUUCAAGGUGGACUACUCCCAGUUUCACGCCACGUUUGAGGUCCCGACGCCUCCAUACAGCGUGAAGGAGCAGGAAGAGGCCCUGCUCCUCUCCUCCCCGCUCACGGCACCCUCCCUGAGCAAUAGCGGGGACCGGGACGCCUCGCUGGACGGCUUGGAGUCGCUGGGGGACGUGGCGGUGGAGAGCACCACCAAGCUGCCCUCCAAGCUGCAGAAGAUGACAGGUCGUGACGGGCUGCCGCGCAAACUCCUGCGCAUGAGCUCCACGGCCUCAGAGAUGACCUACAGCCUGGGCGAGCUGCCUGUCAAGCUCCAGCGUAUCAGCUCCGUGCCCGGCGUCUUGGAGGAGAGGCAGGGCGGCAAGGCGGGUCGCGUCAGCGUCGAGCCCAUCAGCCAGUCCGUGGCGGACCUGCCCCCCAAGCUGCAGAAGCUGGCCGGCAGCGGGGGAGGGGUGGGGGCCGUGGCAGUCGGGGGACGCAUGGACGGACACCUGCCCCCAAAACUCAGGAAAAUGAAUUCGGACCGGUUUACGUAGAGAACCCAAAUCCCACAGUGCCCCUUCCAAUGACUUUGCAAUUUGCUAACAACUACAUUCUUAUAUUUAAGAACACUGAAUAUAUAAAUAUAUGAAAUAUGUACACAUAUACUCUAUAUAAAGUAGGGUAAUGGAUUUUAGUACUACAUGCACUUCUGGGUGUAAGUACACACAGCUUUGAUAAGAGACCUCAGACCUCAACUUUCAGGUUGUUGUAUGAUAGCUACGGAGAAGCAGCAUGUAUUUCACUAAGUGCAUGUAAUGCCGCAUUUCUUUGUCUGUUUUUUUCUGGCAUGGCAUUUAACU
Messenger RNA from Brienomyrus brachyistius, 1827 nucleotides. Its product is annotated as G protein-activated inward rectifier potassium channel 1. The record is from RefSeq and is a predicted model, not a curated record. Gene Ontology annotation, molecular function: G-protein activated inward rectifier potassium channel activity. Gene Ontology annotation, biological process: regulation of monoatomic ion transmembrane transport; potassium ion import across plasma membrane. Gene Ontology annotation, cellular component: plasma membrane. The transcript has 3 exons. Bases 1 to 1521 code for a protein of 506 amino acids. NCBI's taxonomy places the organism in Eukaryota, Metazoa, Chordata, Actinopteri, Osteoglossiformes, Mormyridae.